Molecule: messenger RNA, 1621 nt
Organism: Cornus florida
Lineage: Eukaryota; Viridiplantae; Streptophyta; Magnoliopsida; Cornales; Cornaceae
Exons: 3
Coding region: 229-1281 (350 amino acids)
Cellular component (GO): cytosol
Molecular function (GO): protein-folding chaperone binding
Source: RefSeq, a predicted model, not a curated record
UCUACGCACAUCUCGUCUUAAUUUCCAGACAACUCUCCUCUGUUCUCCAUUCUUCUCUCCUCCAUCUCUCUCUCUCUCUAAAAGUCCUACCACAACUCCCAGGCAAGACUAAGCCAAAACCUCGUCCACACACCCAAUCUGAUAAGCAACGUUAGAAAAACAAUUCAUAAGUUGGAAUAAGUAGAAGUAUUGUAAAAUAUAUACCAAAGCGAAGAAGAGGAAGAGGCUAUGGGGGUGGAUUAUUACAAGAUAUUGGGGGUGGAUAGGAAGGCCAAAGAUGAUGACUUGAAGAAAGCUUACAGAAAGCUUGCCAUGAAGUGGCACCCUGAUAAGAACCCCAAUAACAAGAAAGAAGCAGAAGCCAAGUUUAAGCAGAUCUCUGAAGCCUAUGAGGUUCUAAGUGAUCCGCAGAAAAAAGCAAUAUAUGACCAAUAUGGUGAAGACGGGCUAAAGGGUCAGGUGCCACCUCCACCAGAUGGCGGCGUACCAGGCGGAGCUACCUAUUUCUCAACCGGAGACGGGCCGACUACAUUUAGAUUCAAUCCUAGGAACCCAGAUGACAUAUUUACUGAGUUUUUCGGUUUUUCAAGCCCGUUUGGAGGAAUGGGUGGUGGGGGUGGUGGAGGAGGAAUGAGAGGGGAGUCCAGAUUCUCAAGUGGGUUAUUUGGUGAUGAUAUUUUUGGGUCUUUUGGAGAAAGAGGUGGAGGAUCAAUGCACAUGCACCCACCUGCUCCUCGCAAAGCCCCUCCAAUUGAGCAAACUGUGCCUUGUACCCUUGAAGAGCUUUAUAAGGGUACAACAAAGAAGAUGAAGAUCUCCAGAGAAAUUGCCGACGCAAGUGGCAAGUCCAUGCCAGUGGAGGAGAUUCUAACUAUUAACAUCAAGCCUGGCUGGAAGAAAGGCACAAAGAUCACCUUCCCGGAGAAAGGGAAUGAGCAGCCAAAUGUAGUACCUGCAGAUCUCGUCUUCGUCAUUGAUGAGAAACCUCACAGUGUGUUCACUCGUGACGGGAAUGACUUGGUUGUCACACUGAAGAUACCUCUGGCUGAAGCUUUGACAGGCUACACUGUCCAUCUCACUACCCUUGAUGGCAGGAGUUUAACGAUUCCAAUCAAUAAUGUGAUUCAUCCUAGUUACGAAGAGGUGGUUCCAAAAGAAGGGAUGCCGGUCCCAAAAGAUCCUUCAAAUAAAGGAAAUCUGAGAAUCAAAUUCAACAUCAAGUUCCCGACAAGGCUGACUACGGAGCAGAAGACCGGGAUCAAGAAAUUAUUGGCUCCCUGAGAUGAAAUUCCUGUGGUAUUUGCUCUAAAUGAAGGAAACAGUUUUGUGAACUUAAAUACUUCUUUAUGAAUGUCAUCUUCAUGCAUUAUAGAAUUUGUAACAUUUUGAUAAUUGAAGUUUGGGUAUUCAACAAAUAACUUUUGUGUCUAAUUUUGGAAGGUAGUGAUAGAUGAUGUCUUCCAACUUAUUUGUUCCAACAUGCAUGCGAUGAUGUGUGAACCGUCCGUUAUUAAUGUUUAGUCUCUCAAAUGCAUGAUUUUUAUGGUGGUUCGUCUACCAGGAACUUCCAAUUUGAACCCAGUUUGAAGGGUUAUAAUGCGUUGAUAAUUGAUUUUUUCAA